Molecule: messenger RNA, 1335 nt
Organism: Hyla sarda
Lineage: Eukaryota; Metazoa; Chordata; Amphibia; Anura; Hylidae
Exons: 2
Coding region: 300-1280 (326 amino acids)
Source: RefSeq, a predicted model, not a curated record
UCAGUGCAGAUGUUUCCUCUAUAGAACAAGCUACACCAUCAUAGCAUCUCUCACAGUGGAAGACACUGCAUCCAGAACAGAAAUGGAGUCUGCACCACUUCUCAACACUGAGCUUACCUCUACAUCUCCAGGGAUCACAAGCACUGUAAUUCUAUCUGAUGACCCUGCGCAGUGGCCAGCAGUCCUGACUGAUAGUGUGCGCUGUCAAAUUGUUAAAAAAAGGACCAGUGCAAGUCAAAAACGAUGUAUUCCCCCAAAAUUCUGAUAAUCCACCUAGAAGAUUCACAAAUGACAAUUACAUGAGAAGCAUGAAAAAUGGGGAGAAAAUUCUUAGGUCGUGGAUGUUAUAUUCCAUGAGCACAGACUCAUCGUUCUGUUUUGCCUGCACUGUUUUUGGGAAGCGUGACAAUGCCUUAAGCAACUGGGGCUUCCGUAAAUGGAGGAACCUAGCUCAUCAUUUAAAACAACAUGAAUAUUCAAAGGGUCAUUGUGACAAUAUGACAAACUGGCAUGAGCUGCAGAAGAGACUGCAAACCAAUACAACCAUAGAUAAAAGACAACAAAGCUUGAUGCAGAUUGAGAUUGAGCAUUGGAAAGGUGUUAUAAGGAGAGUGAUUGCUAUAAUUUGUCACUUAGCAGAACGCAACCUGGCUUUAAGAGGGACCACAAGUGAGUUGUAUGACCCACACAAUGGGAAUUUUCUGGCACAAGUUGAACUGAUGGCACAGUUCGAUUCAGUUAUGACUGAACACAUAAGAAGGAUGCAAAACCAAGAGACAAGAGUGCAUUACUUGAGAGGAACUAUUCAAAAUGAAAUAAUUGCAGUAAUUGGAAACAAGGUACUGGAAGAGAUUGUGAGAAGAGUACAUAGGGUAAAGGAUUACUCUAUUAUUAUGGAUUGCACUCCUGAUGUCAGUCAUAAGGAACAGCUUUCCAUUGUUCUGAGAAUUGUGAAUUGUGAACCAUCUGUGUCCAUUGCAGAACAUUUCUUUGGAUUUUUGGAUGUUGAAGACGCAACUGGUAAGGGCCUGACUGAAGUCCUGCUUGACCACCUGCAGAAACACAGCCUGCAGAGUCUUUCUGACCGCCGUGGUCAGUCUUAUGACAAUGGCAGCAAUAUGAUGGGCCAUAAACAGGGUGUUCAAGCAAGAAUUUUGCAAUUGAACAGCAAAGCAUUUUGCAUUCCAUGCAGCAGUCAUACACUUAACCUGGUUGUGGCAGAUGCUGCCAAGUCCUCAGUGCUGUCCAUAUCCUUCUUUGGUGUGUUGCAAAGACUCUAAAGGAACAUGUAAAGCAGCUCACUUUAAAACCUUUGUCAACAACACGAUGGGAAGC